AUGGGUGACACUGAAUUGGUACUGAAUUCCACUGGAAAUCAGUUUUCGAAAUUCGUAAACGAGGUUUCUCUGGAUGAUUUCGUUGAAAUCCCUCUCGUUUCUGAUGGGGAAAGUGAUACCAGUGAGCGUUGUUCUAUUGCGAUUUCACAAGACGAAAAGCACUCUUUAAUCGAGUUAGAACCGGUCUUUCCUCCACAACCUGACUCGCACUCGGCCAUACAAGCCUUUUUCGAAUCCACGUACACACCAUCUCCCAAACGCUAUGCAUCUAAUAUACAUUCACCUGUCGGUGGUACGGGUUGUCAAGAUUUGGACGUUGACGUCGAAGAUCUUAAAUUUAAUGAAGACUUAGCCAACGCAAUGCGGUACCAAUGCUCUCUUUUCAGUCCGUCCCUUGUUCGCGCCAUUAACUCAGACAUUAAAGAAAUCAAGCGCUCACUGGCUACUUCUGUCGCUUCAGAAGACGAUAAGCCGAAGUUUUCACAAAAGCAGGAAUCAUUCCUCUCCUCAACAUCACUUCAAAUGAAGGAAUCACAAAACUCAAGGCGAAUUAAAAAUGCUGAAGGUAUUUUUGACCACGACCUGACAUUUAAAUUUCAUCGACACAGCAAACAUUCCGGAGACCGCAGAUGGCAUGAACAGUCAAGGUAUCAGAAUGCGUCUUCCUGCUUGAGCAUGAGCAAUUGUCUUAUUGACCUUGCCUCUAUUAUAAUGUUUUUUUUUUCCUCACAAGGUGGCAAAAAGGAUCCGUUGACAGUUCGCCAGUGGAACUUCGCAGCACCUGACAAUGCUGUCUACAGUACAUCGGAGAGCAGCAGCACCGCUACCAACUCGGACGCUGAUGACUCGGCAGCCUCAAAUUUCUCCCAACCGCCAUCGACCCCACCAUUGCAGGUGGCCUCUCAACCUAAUGACAUUGAUGCCACUACUGUUGGAAUGCAGGAUGGCGAGUGGUCUCUAAGGCGCUGUCCCCCUUGCCCCCGCACCUUGCAUCCGCCUCCCAGUGGAUUUUUAAGUAGCCAAAGCAAUAAGGCUUUGGGCUCCGCCCACGGUUCCAGCUCUCUUGCACAACGUUCACAAAGGGGGAGGAAAUCCCAAGUACCUGAAGCUGAUUACGGGAGCGACGAGGACACUGAUCAGCUCCUAGGGAAACAGUACCGUUCUGACAGGCCUGUCGAAAUUCCCGAGUUGAAGGAGGAGGCUGAGUACUUGUCUGUGAAGAAACGCCGCGGUCGGGAGGUUGCUGUUCAUCAUCCGGAUUUUCCCCACCGUCCUAUCGAAGGCUGUCUCUACCGCUCUCGCUACCUGGGCAGCACUCAGCUGCCCUGCGAAGAUCACCCCUCCAAAUCUAACCGCCUUCAUCAGGCGCAGGAGGCAGUUCAAAGAGUUAAGGCUCCCGAAGGAGAAACCCAGCCAAGUGUCCCCGUUGAACUUUUUGUCUCGACGGAGCGUAUCCUCAUUUUAAAUAAGGACCUUGAUGAGAUAGUCAUGGACCACGACCUACGCCUCAUUUCUUACAUCGCCGACGUGGGAAGUAUCUUGGUACUGAUGGUUCGACGCCCCUAUCCGUCGGUCCGACGCUUUAGCUCCUCUACCGGCACUCCCUCCUCAACUCCGGCCGCAUCUGCUGGGGCAUCUGCGCCUCCGCCACCCUCCGAAGGCUCACUUGAACUUCCCUUAGCUAACGAAUCUGCUAAUGGUUGCAGCGACAUCAUUGACACCGAUACUGGACGUGAUCGAAAUCAAGCAAAGAUCAUUUGUCAUCUCUUCGAAAGUGACGAGACGCAGAUGAUUGCUCAGGCUAUUGGUAAGGCCUUCCAUGAGGCCUACUUCGAUUUUUUGCGUCAAAGUGGCGUUGAGGAUCCGGAAGCUUUCCAGGAGCGUAACUACCAAAAAAUACUUCACCAACAGGAGAUCUUUCGAAAUGAAUUGGCCUUUUUCGCUGACAAGGAGCAAGAAAAGGAGGUGAUAGUGCCAAAGCAGAAAGGCGAGGCGAUGGGUGUGGUAAUAGUGGAGUCAGGCUGGGGCAGCGUGCUACCUACUGCUGUACUUGCCAAUAUGUGCCCCUCUGGCCCUGCGGCGCGCUGCGGGCAGCUGAAUAUCGGCAACCGCAUCAUCUCCAUCAACGGUCAGAGCCUCGUCGGUCUUCCCCUCGCCACCUGUCAGUCUCUCUUCAAGGCGACGAAGAACCAGACGGCAGUGAAACUAGUGAUAGUGAACUGCUCACCAGUAGUGGAGGUGCUUAUCCGACGGCCGGAUCAAAAGUUCCAGCUGGGCUUCAGCGUUCAGGAUGGAGUAAUCUGUAGCCUUUUGCGCGGCGGGAUAGCAGAACGCGGAGGUAUUCGUGUGGACCACCGCAUCAUUGAAAUCAAUGGGGAGUCGGUAGUUGCGGUGCCCCACGAGUAUAUCGUUAAUCUCCUCGCCACCUCUGUUGGGGAGAUCUACAUUCGCACAAUGCCAACUUCUAUAUUUAGACUUCUGACUGGACAGGAUACACCCCAUUACAUCUAA
Hydatigera taeniaeformis is the source of this 2511-nucleotide messenger RNA. NCBI's taxonomy places the organism in Eukaryota, Metazoa, Platyhelminthes, Cestoda, Cyclophyllidea, Taeniidae. The record is from the annotation of a GenBank genome assembly.